GAACUCAUCUCCGAAACCCUAGACUAGGGCAGCCGACCGGACAAAAAUAGGAGGACGAUGAAUCUUCGAUUUUUCGCCUCUCUAGCGAUGGGAAGGCUGUCCUCACGCCGGAUCUGCGGCCAGGUCGUAGGACCGGCAAGGCACCAGCUCUCUAAGAACCUCCCUGUUGGUGUGCGCGGAUUCGGCUCCUUUGACAGGUUGCCCAUUGGCCAAGUCAAAGAUUGGUCACUUGGCACUGUUAUGUCCCUGGGUUCCUUGCCAGUCUUUGCUGGAGGCAUAUGGUAUCUCAAAACUAAUCCAGAGGAGCCGGGUGCUCAGAAGCCCACCGUUGAGGACCCGGAGGAGAAAGCCAUGAAGAAGAGAUUCGAGGAGUGGAUGGUUGUGCACAAGCGCAGAUACAAGAACGAGGAGGAGAAGGCACGGCGCUACGAGCUGUUCAAGGGGUGUGUCAAGAGGGUGAACGAGCUCAACGCCGCGUCACGGUCGGGUGAAGCCCGGUACAAACCAUCCCGAUAUGCUGACUUUACCAAGGAAGAGAGGAGCAAAAUACACGGAAUCGUGGUCGAACCAUCUAUGUUCGACGAGUGGAACGAGGAGAAGAGGCGCAAAACACAAGGGGGCCAUGACGGCGGCGCCAACGGGGACGACUGGGAAGAAGAGAUGCGCCUGAUACAAAGGUGUCUUCGCACUGCGGCCCUUAAUGGCAAGGCACAAUGCAAAGCACAGCAGUCGUCCUAAGUGGUGAAUUAGUAUCUAUGUUAGCUUCCAUCGGUGUGUUAUAUCGAUAUAUAUAAAUGCCCCUGUAAUUGGUGAGUUUAUGCAUGCCAAUGUCUGCUGCUACUUAUGCCUGGAGCCUUGCAGUGUUGAACUUUAAUUAGAACUUCCCCUGUACCGCUGUACGUACUCUAUCUUAUCUUAGUAUAAAACAUAAUUAUGGAGUUGAACA
This is a messenger RNA of Triticum dicoccoides, 946 nucleotides long. RefSeq lists its product as uncharacterized. Lineage: Eukaryota; Viridiplantae; Streptophyta; Magnoliopsida; Poales; Poaceae. The coding region runs from base 58 to 738 and encodes 226 amino acids. The transcript has 4 exons. The record is from RefSeq and is a predicted model, not a curated record.